UCUACACGAGAGAGAGAUCGUUCGACGCAUAUAGAGAGAGAGAGAGGCAAGAUGCAGAUCUUCGUGAAGACGCUGACGGGGAAGUCGAUCACGCUGGAGGUGGAGAGCAGCGACACCAUCGACAACGUCAAGGCCAAGAUCCAGGACAAGGAAGGUAUCCCUCCGGACCAGCAGCGCCUCAUCUUCGCGGGGAAGCAGCUGGAGGAUGGCCGCACCCUGGCCGACUACAACAUCCAGAAGGAGUCGACGCUGCACCUGGUGCUCCGCCUCCGCGGCGGCAGCAGGGGCGGCUACACCAUCCAGGAGCCCAGCCUCCUGCUCCUGGCGCUCAAGUACAACGAGAAGAAGAUGGUCUGCCGCAAGUGCUACGCACGCCUUCCCGCCAGGUCUACCAACUGCCGCAAGAAGAAGUGUGGCCACACCAACCAGAUAAGGCCAAAGAAGAGGUUUAUAUCCAAGACUAUCCUCGACGGCAAGACGGUGCGGAGCUUCGUGGAGGACGAGGGCGCCUUCAACUCCUCGGUCGACGGCCGCUUCGCCGCGCUCGACGCCAACCGCGACGGCGUGCUCUCCUACGCCGAGAUGGCCGGGGAGCUGAUGAGCCUCCGCGUGCUGGAGAAGCACUUCGGCGCCGACGAAGACGAGGCCGCCAUGGGCGCCGACGAGCUCGCGGCGCUGUACCGCGGGCUGUUCGCGCGGUUCGACCGCGACGGCAGCGGCGGCGUCGACCUGGAGGAGUUCCGGGCGGAGAUGAAGGAGGUGUUGCUCGCCGUCGCCAACGGGCUAGGGUUCUUGCCGGUGCAGAUGGUCGUCGAGGAAGGCAGCUUUCUCAAGGUGGCCGUCGACAGGGAGUUUCGUAGCGGCUGCGUUUCCUAUUUUCCUUUUCUUUUUCUAUUUAUUUUUAUGGGAUAUUUCGCUUUCGUGGCGGCUGCGUUUCCUCGCCCAUAUAUAAGAGCGGGUGACCACGACUGCGGCGCGGCGCACCACUCCACCACCACCACCACCACUCCACCGAUCGGCGAGAGCGCGGGGAGAUCGUUCGACGGCGGCAAGAUGCAGAUCUUCGUGAAGACGCUGACGGGGAAGACGAUCACGCUGGAGGUGGAGAGCAGCGACACCAUCGACAACGUCAAGGCCAAGAUCCAGGACAAGGAAGGUAUCCCGCCGGACCAGCAGCGCCUCAUCUUCGCCGGGAAGCAGCUGGAUGACGGCCGCACCCUGGCCGACUACAACAUCCAGAAGGAGUCGACGCUGCACCUGGUGCUCCGCCUCCGCGGCGGCAGCAGGGGCGGCUACACCAUCCAGGAGCCCACCCUCCGGGCUCUUGCGCUCAAGUACAGAGAGAAGAAGAAGGUGCUAUGCACGCCUUCCCAUCAGGUCUCACCACUGCCGCAAGAAGAAGUGUGGCCACAGCAAGGAGCUGAGGUUGAAGAAGAAGUUCAUCAACUCGCUUUCGAUAGCGUGAGGCACUGGAAAGUGUUCACCAGCUGAAUCAAUCUCUUGGAUCUCCGUGUGCGCAGCUACCAUGUUAUGUCCAGUUUAGAAGUACUCCGUAGUUGUUAAUCUCUUGGAACUUCGUAUGCCCAGCUACCAUGUUAUGUCCGUAGUCUAGAAGUAGUUGUGGUACUUAGUACGCUUGAGAGCUCUGGGUUGUUGCUUAAAGAAGUUGUAACCCUGCGAAGCUGCGACUGGGAUGUUGAACCCUCUAUCAUCACUCUGAAUGAAGAAGUUAUCGUUACUAGUAGUAAAUUUUUAAUCUCCUCCCUUUUA
Messenger RNA from Oryza sativa Japonica Group (Japanese rice), 1770 nucleotides. RefSeq lists its product as uncharacterized. The record is from RefSeq and is a predicted model, not a curated record. Gene Ontology annotation, biological process: translation; modification-dependent protein catabolic process; protein ubiquitination. Gene Ontology annotation, molecular function: ubiquitin protein ligase binding; structural constituent of ribosome; protein tag activity. NCBI's taxonomy places the organism in Eukaryota, Viridiplantae, Streptophyta, Magnoliopsida, Poales, Poaceae. Gene Ontology annotation, cellular component: ribosome; nucleus; cytoplasm.